Molecule: messenger RNA, 3428 nt
Organism: Aphidius gifuensis
Lineage: Eukaryota; Metazoa; Arthropoda; Insecta; Hymenoptera; Braconidae
Gene: HDAC6
Product: histone deacetylase 6
Biological process (GO): chromatin organization
Cellular component (GO): histone deacetylase complex
Molecular function (GO): zinc ion binding; histone deacetylase activity
Source: RefSeq, a predicted model, not a curated record
UUAAGUUAAUAACAAAUAAUUAUUUAACAAUAAUUAAUAUGUCGAGUACAAAUACAAAAAUCAAUUUAUUAAAUGCAGUUAAACAAUUGGCUGAUAGUGAAAUAAAUCUGAUUAAUGUCAUUGAUAAAUCCAGGCCAGAUAUAAAUUUAAAAAUGUCAACAAAAUCAACAUCAUCAACAGCAGCAAUCAAUGAUCAACGUAAAUCAUCAAGACUGGCAAAUAUUAAACCAUCAAAAGCAAUUGUAACAGCAAAACGUGAAGCAACAGCUUGUAAAAAAAAUCACCUUAAAAUAAAAAAAGCUAGUGAUACAUUUUAUGUAAAAGAUAUUUAUGAAGGUGCAAUAAAAGCUAAAAAUAUGAUUCGUGGUAUGACUGGUAUUGUUUAUGAUCGAUCAAUGGCUGAUCAUCGUUGUUUAUGGGAUGAUAAUUAUCCAGAGUGUCCAGAAAGAUUUAUCAAGACACUUGAAAGAUGUGAAGAGCUUGGAUUAAUUGAUAGAUGUAAAAUUAUUGAGCCAAGACUUGCUUCUGAUGAUGAAUUAUUGAUGAAACAUACACAAGAACAAAUUGAUAUACUAAAAGCAACUGAUGGAUCUGAGGAUCUUGAAAAGCUCGAAAAAUUAUCAUCAAAAUAUGAUGCAAUUUAUAUACAUCCUUCAACUUAUCGAUUAUCUCUUCUUUCAACUGGCUCAACGAUAAAUCUUUUUGAGAGUAUAUGUCGUGGUGAUGUACAAAAUGGAAUGGCAAUCAUAAGACCACCUGGACAUCAUGCUAUGAAAGCUGAAUAUUGUGGUUAUUGUUUUUUCAAUAAUGUAGCAAUUGCAUCAGAAAAAAUAUUAGCUGAUGGACUUGCUAAAAAAAUUUUAAUUAUUGAUUGGGAUGUUCAUCAUGGUCAAGCAACUCAACAAAUGUUUUACAAUGAUCCAAGAGUUGUUUAUUUUUCUAUUCAUCGAUAUGAGAAUGGUGAGUUCUGGCCAAAUCUCAAAGAAUCAAAUUAUCAUUACGUUGGUGAGGAUGAAGGUAUUGGCUAUAAUUUUAAUGUACCACUCAAUAAAACAGGAAUGAAAAAUGCUGAUUAUUUAGCAAUAUUUCAACAAGUACUUUUACCAAUGGCAUACGAGUUUCAACCGGAUCUCGUAGUCAUUUCAGCUGGCUACGAUGCUGCACUCGGUUGUCCAGAGGGAGAAAUGGAAAUAACACCUGCAUUUUAUUCACACUUGUUGUCACCUUUACUUGGUUUAGCUCGUGGAAAAGUAGCUGUGAUUCUUGAGGGUGGAUAUUGUUUAGAAUCAUUGUCAGAAUCAGCAGCAUUAACACUUCGAACUCUUCUUGGUGAUCCUUGUCCAAUGAUUGAAACUCUAGAUGUACCAUGUGCAAGUAUUCGUGAGACAAUUUUGAAUGUCAUAUACACUCACAAACCAUACUGGAAUUGUUAUCAGUAUCAAGAAACUUACUCAAUAAAUUCUCAGCCAUCAAAUAAUGAUGAUACAGAACGACAUCUUCCAGUUGUCAUUUACAAUGGUGAUGAAACGAAACCAGAAUUUUAUUUAACUCGUGACUGUUAUCCAAUACAAAGUGAAAUAUUUUUACGUAAUGUUCAUGAUAGAUUAAAUAAUCUAAAAAAAUUUACAAAUUUAAACAAAGCACCAAAUCGUGUUGCACUUAUUUAUGAUACUGAAAUGCUUAAACAUUUUAAUUAUACUGACAAUGAUCAUCCAGAAUCACCAGAAAGAAUAUCAGGUAUAUUUACAAAACAUGAAGAAUUUGAAUUGAUAAAAAGAUGCCAUAUAAUGCAAGGAAGAAUUGCAACAGAAGAAGAAUUACUUCUUGUUCAUACAAAAGAACAUAUUAAAAUGGUUAUGGAUACAUCAAAAUUAAAACCAUCAACAUUAGCAAAACAAUCACGUGAUUAUGAUUCUGUAUUUCUUAAUAAAGAUACUUGGACAAGUGCAUGCACUGCUGCUGGUUCAGUACUAAGUAUUGUUGAUAGUGUAUUAAAUUGUGAAAGUCAAUCAGGUGUUGCAAUUGUCAGACCACCAGGUCAUCAUGCUGCUGAAGAUUUACCAUCAGGUUUUUGUUUAUUUAAUAAUGUUGCUAUUGCUGCUAAAUAUGCAAUCAAACAUCAUUCAUUAAGCAGAGUAUUAAUUGUUGAUUGGGAUAUUCAUCAUGGUAAUGGAACACAAUCAUUACUUGAAGAUGAUCCAAAUAUUUUAUAUAUAUCACUUCAUCGUUAUGAUAAUGCAAAUUUUUAUCCAAAAUCAAAAGAUGCAAAUUAUGAUGUUGUUGGAAAUAAUAAAGGUGAAGGUUUUAAUGUUAAUAUACCAUGGAAUAGAAGAAAAAUGGGUGAUGCUGAAUAUGUUGCUGCAUUUCAACAAAUAAUUAUGCCAAUUGCAUAUCAAUUUAAUCCAGAAUUGGUUUUAAUAUCUGCUGGUUUUGAUGCAUGUAUUGGUGAUUCAUUGGGUGGUUAUGCUGUUACACCAGAAGCAUUUGGACUUUUUACACAUUGGCUAAUGUCUCUUGCUAAUGGUAGAGUCAUAUUAGCUCUUGAGGGUGGUUAUAAUGUUAAUUCAAUUGCUUAUGCAAUGACUAUGUGUACAAAAGCUUUGCUCAAUGAUCCAUUACCCCCACUUUUAUUUAACAAUAAUGGACCCUGCUCAAGCGCUGUCACAACAAUAAAAAACGUUAUAAAUACACAAAAAAAAUAUUGGCCAAAUUUGGUAUUUCAAGCUGCUUUACCAAAAGAAAAAGUAAUUCCAGAUCCUGAAUACAAUCAAACUGAAUAUAAGAGUGAAUCAAAAAUAGCCAUUGAACAAUUACAAUCAGAAAAAUUAAAAGAAACAAGUGAUUUAACCUUAAAAUUAGCUGAAUUAGCAUCAACAGUGAAUCUUGUUCAACAAAAAAAUAAUAAUAUCUAUAUAAAAAUGAAUUCACAAGGUGCAGGAGGAAGUCGUGAUGAUGAUAAUAAAAAUGCUGGAAGUAGUACAAGUGAUGGUUCAUCGACUAAAAAACUAAGUGAAUUUAUUGCUGAAUGUCAAAGUGAUUUAGCUGAUGGAAGUAUGUUUGCAAUUUAUCCAUUAAAUGAUUGUCCACAUCUCGAUAUGAUUAAUGAUGUACCAGUUGAGGGUAUUAAUGUUAAGGAUCCAUGCCAAGAAUGUUCAAAUACAUCUGAAAAUUGGAUUUGUUUAAUUUGUUUUACUGUUCAUUGUGCCAGAAAUAUAAAUCAACAUGCAAGUAUUCAUGCUGAAGAUAAAGCUCAUCCAUUGACAUUAAGUUUUACAGAUUUAUCUGUUUGGUGUUAUGGAUGUGAUGCAUAUAUUGAUAAUCCAAAAUUAUAUAAUGCUAAAAAUUCAGCUUAUAAAAAUAAAUUUAAUUCUGAAUUACCUUGGACAUAUGGAGAACAAUUAAUUUCUUUGGAAAAAAAUUCUUCUUAA